Messenger RNA from Lachnellula hyalina, 2016 nucleotides. It is a transcript of the gene NOC3, whose product is annotated as Nucleolar complex-associated protein. Gene Ontology annotation, biological process: DNA replication initiation. Gene Ontology annotation, cellular component: nucleolus. The transcript has a single exon. The record is from RefSeq and is a predicted model, not a curated record. NCBI's taxonomy places the organism in Eukaryota, Fungi, Ascomycota, Leotiomycetes, Helotiales, Lachnaceae. The coding region runs from base 1 to 2016 and encodes 671 amino acids. Gene Ontology annotation, molecular function: chromatin binding.
AUGGCCAGAGUCCCAGCGAUCAAACGGCGAAAGCUGACCCCUCCAGCAUCGGAUGGAGAGGAAUCUUCCCCGUCGACUGUCGAAGCAGACCCUAAAUCCAAUGCCUUCCUCAAGCAAGCCUCGAGCUGGAACCUCGAGCAAGACUACGAAUCCCGGCCGCGAAAAGGGAAGAAAAAGGACAAAGAGAGCACGAGGCUGCCGAUCAAGACUGCAGAUGGAGUAAUUGAGCAUGUCCAAGCUCCGGAAGAGGAAGAGCAGAGUGAUUUGGAAUGGUUAGAGCAGGACAACGACGAGGACGAGGAAAUUGAAGCGGAACCCGCCAAGCCCACCGUACCCAUCCGCCAGCAAAUCCUCGAGGCAAAGGAGGAGUUGGCGAAGAUUGCAUUGGUGCUGAAUGAAGACCCCGAAGAGAACGGCGCCGCAUUCAAAGCUCUGGCGCAAAUCGGGCAGACGCAGAAUACAACCAUCAAGAAGCUUGCUCUUGCAACACAAUUAGCUGUGUACAAAGAUGUCAUUCCCGGAUACCGCAUACGACCCUUGUCAGAGGAGGAUAUGGAGACCAAGGUUUCCAAGGAAGUGAGAAAAUUAAGAGCAUAUGAGCAGGCGCUUGUGGGAGGAUACCAAUCGUAUAUUCGAGAGCUAGCAAAAUUAGCACAGUCGGGGAAGAGCUCGAAAGAUGGAGGUCCAAGUCUAGGGAGUGUGGCCAUUGCGUGCGCAUGUAACCUGUUGGUGUCGGUGCCGCAUUUCAAUUUCCGGGGGGAGCUGUUGAAGAUAUUGGUUGGCAAGCUAAGUACGCGGAAGGUGGAUGGGGAUUUUGUUAAGUGUAGAGAGACGAUCGAGACCCUGUUUCAGAAUGAUGAGGAUGGAACUCCGUCAUUAGACGCGGUUUCUCUCUUAACGAAAAUGAUGAAGGGGAGAGGGUAUCGGAUUGAUGAGAGUGUGUUGAAUACCUUUCUACACCUACGACUAUUGUCGGAGUUCUCUUGGAAAGCGUCUACGAAUCAUGUUGAUAAACCAGCCAGGGGAGAGGAAGAAGGCCCCAAAUUGAAGCAGAAGAAAGUCUUCCGAACCAAGAAAGAUCGAAAAUUGUUGAAGGAACGCAAGGCUGUUGAAAAGGAGAUGGUACAAGCCGAUGCAACUGUCAGUCACGAAGAACGAGAUCGGAUGCAAGCAGAGACCUUGAAGCUUGUCUUUGUGACUUAUUUCCGGAUCCUGAAAAUGCGGUCUCCGAGUUUGAUGGGUGCCGUGCUUGAAGGAUUAGCUCGGUAUGCCCAUCUAAUCAAUCAGGAUUUCUUUGGCGACCUUUUAGAAGCUCUGAAAGAUUUGAUUGGCCAUGCGGAGACGGGUGAUGAUGUUGAGGAGGAAGAGGAAGACGAGGAAUCGACGAGGAAUCUCACUAGAGAAGCACUUCUAUGCAUCAUCACCGCAUUCGCUCUUCUGGAAGGCCAAGAUGCAGCCAAAGCACAAGCUACACUGAGUCUCGAUUUGAGCUUCUUCGUAACUCAUCUCUACCGGACCUUGCAUGCUCUUGCCCUAAAUCCAGAUAUCGAGCUCAGCGCCAAGUCUCUCCAUCUUCCAGAUCCGAAUAACCCUGCAGCUCCUCUUCCUACCACUAACAAUAAAAUCAAUAUUCAAACCACCACUGUCCUCCUUCUGCGAUCCUUGUCUUCAGUAUUGAUUCCUGAACUCGGAGCUCGCGCCGUCCCACCCCUUCGGAUUGGAGCUUUCACCAAACAACUCCUCACCUCCUCGCUGCAUCUGCCUGAGAAAUCUUGCCUUGCAACGAUCGGGUUGCUAGGAAAGGUUACAAAGACGCACGAGAAAAAGAUCGCAGCUUUAUGGAAUACGGAAGAGAGAAGAGGGGAUGGGAUGUUUGAUGCUCUGAACGGGGAAGUUGAGGGAAGCAAUCCUUUUGCAGCAACCAUAUGGGAGGGCGAGUUGCUGAGGAAGCAUUACUGCCCUGCAGUCAGAGAUGGAGUAAAGACGAUGGAAAAGAAUGUCCUUGGUUUGAGGUAG